CGCUACCUUCCCAGCCGCAGCAUGCAAAUGUUUAUAGAUUUUAACAAGACCUUUGUCAGCUUCCUGCAGAAGAUAGUCAAAGAGCACUAUGAGACCUAUGACAAGAACAACAUCCGAGACAUCACCGACUCCCUCAUCGAGCAGUGCCAGGAGACGAAGGUAGAAGCAAAUACUGCCACGCAGAUCCCUAAGGACAAGAUCGUCAACCUUGUGAAUGAUCUCUUUGGAGCAGGCUUCGACACCAUAACCACUGCCUUAUCCUGGAGCCUCAUGUACCUUGUGACAUACCCCAACAUCCAGAAGAAGAUCCAGGAAGAACUAGACCAGACCAUCGGGCGGGAGAGGAGGCCGCGGCUGUCAGACCGGGGAACGCUGCCCUACACAGAAGCCUUUAUCCUGGAGAUGUUCAGGCACUCCUCCUUCCUGCCCUUCACCAUCCCACACAGCACAACGAAGGACACACAGCUGAAUGGCUACUACAUUCCCAAGGACACCUGUGUGUUUAUCAACCAGUGGCAAGUGAAUCAUGAUGAGAAACUUUGGAAGGAUCCAGAAACCUUCAACCCAGAGCGUUUCCUCAGUGCUGAAGGGACCACAGUGAACAAAGUGGAUGGGGAGAAGGUGCUGAUGUUUGGCCUGGGGAAAAGGAGGUGUAUUGGGGAAGGCAUUGCCAGGUGGCAGGUCUUCCUGUUCCUGGCCACUUUGCUCCAGCAGCUGGAGUUCAGUGUCUGUGAUGGCAAGAAGGUGGACAUGACCCAACUCUAUGGACUGACUCUGAAGCACAGAAGGUGUGAGUACUUCCAGGUCAAGCAGCGCUUCCCCAUGAAGAGCAGGAACUGAGCAGUGGUACCAGGGUGCAAAGACCUGGGUGUCCUGGCAGCAAAAUGGGUCUGGUACAACUUUAUGGGAAGAUAUAAUAAACUGAAGCCAUG
Molecule: messenger RNA, 932 nt
Organism: Acanthisitta chloris (rifleman)
Lineage: Eukaryota; Metazoa; Chordata; Aves; Passeriformes; Acanthisittidae
Product: cytochrome P450 1A5-like
Exons: 6
Coding region: 22-840 (272 amino acids)
Biological process (GO): hormone biosynthetic process; progesterone metabolic process
Molecular function (GO): iron ion binding; heme binding; steroid 17-alpha-monooxygenase activity
Source: RefSeq, a predicted model, not a curated record